AUUUUAGAACGUGUAAAAAACUCGUGCAUAUUACUGCCCUUCAAAUUUAAAAAACCUAAACUCUCUCUCUUGAUUCUUGCUGCUGCUCCAGUUGCCAUUGCUGCACAGUGCACAUCCAGUGAUUACGAAUAUGGAAGAAGUGCCAAAAAUGAAAGCUGAUAAUGAAUUUUACGCUGAUUUAGAUGCCAAAUUGAGGGUCAAACUUACAUGUCAUCUAAUAAGACAUGAAACAUCGAGAGGCAUACAAAUAAUUCUGCCUCCAAUUCAACAAGAAUAUUGUCAGUGUAGUUUUGCUGCAGCUGUUAAGGCUUUAGAUUAUCAACUAAGGCUGUUAUAUUCACUUACACCUAAACCAACCGAAUUAGUCAAUCACAUAGGUGUUUGUCUUUUUGACCAUGUUAAGUGGAGAAGUGACCUUAAAGCAAAAUUUCCUGGAAAAACUCGUUGGAAACCUGCUGACCUUAUAAAAUCAGCAACAAUUGAUGGUGCUCCCCUUUGGAAUGAGUUGAACCAUUGUAUUCAAGAAUGCAUGUUUGCUGACCCCUUAGCCUCUAAAGGAAUGAAGUGGGAGGAUACUAUAAAGAUGUUUUUGAAUACAUGCCCUGUGGUUGGAGUGUUUCAAGUUAGAAAGGAUUAUAAGAUUAAUGGAGAUGGGAUAUACCAUGGUUUGGGGGAUCACAUUGAUGAUAUUCUUUUUUGUUUUGAUGAUAAGGGGAAAAAAGUUUGGGGCAAAGCUUAUCAUGCUGUUGUGCUUUUAGAUUACAUAGAAGUAGACGAUGUAUUGUAUGUAUAUUACCAAAACUCAGAUGGUGAUCCUGAAAAGAGUUUAUGUAAAAAAGGAAUUUCUUUAAUUCGUUCAAAUCUCAUUGUUGAGCUGAUAUACGGAGCAUCCCUUCCUCCAGUACACCCUCCAGCUCUGAUGCAAUCAUAUGAUCUACUUCAAUACCUUAAAAGGGAUGUGGAUAAGGUUGCAAAACUCAUGGAUGAGACGGAUAAAUACAUGAAUAAAGUUAUAGAACUGCGUAAAGCAAUUGAGACGCAUGAGAAAAAUGGUGCAUGGGAAGAUGUAAAAACAAGUUUGAAGGAAUGUGGAAAAUUUAUGGAAGAAAUUGGUACUCAUCGCCAUAGCUUGCGUGGGUUUGCUAAGAAGUACUUUAAUGUGGAGGAUGCUGGGAUGGUAUCUUAUUUGGACGUUAUUGACACACUUAAGCAUUGUAAAAAGUUCUUAAGCUUUACUGAAAGCUUCGAGGAAUUUAUCAACAAACGUACAGCUUUCACUCGAUGGGUUUUCUUAUAUGGUUGAACUUAGCGUUGGCAGAUAUUGAUCCAUGUAUGCUUGGAUCAGGUCUUAAUGCUAUGUAAGGGUUGGACCAUGAUCCAAUUAUAAACAACCUACAAUCCAAGACAAACCAUGAAGAGCAUAAUUGGAUCAACAACACACUUGCUGAAACUGAACUUACUGAGCUUAGCACGAAAACUAAGGAAGCCUACCUCCAAGCUGGACCAAGCAUGAGUAUCAAGACAUGGCAAGUCCAGGAGGGAACAACAGAAGGUCUCCCAGCAACCAUCAGACAUAACAGAAGCUUGGUUCAAAGCCAACAAAUAGCAGAACAGACAAUCCAACAAAUCUGCCGACCAGCCUACCUUGCAAGGGUUGUCCAGAGCUAACCCACGCAUCUUGGAGGACAUGGAGGGUAGAAAUGGAAUCUCUAUACACAGACCUAUCCAACAAGACCUUAAGUGCCUCCUAACGAUCACAGUAAGACACCAAAAAAGGGAUCUGAAGGUCCCCUGUCAGACAGAUCAGAACUGGAAGAGCUGGAAGCAUACUUAGCAUAAUUUCUGAUUUCUGUUUCUGUUUUAAAACAAACGUGCCUAUCACGUGCUCUUUAAAAUGUGUUAGUUAAUCCUUGUUAUAGCCGUUAUUUUUUUUUCCUUGGAAUUCCUAUAUAAAGGGAUCCUCUCAUUUGUAUGAAAAAUACACAGAUUGUUAAUGACAAAUUCCUUCAAGUAAAUUGCCUUGCAAUUUCCUUUGCCUGGGUGAGUUCUUUGUGAGUGAAACAAAGAGACAUUCGGUUUGUUCCACGAGGGUUAAGAGAGUGAAUCUUAAUAUUAGUGUGAGGAAGAGGCCAAUUGGUUGAUAUAAGGCCAAUUUGUUUCUAUCCAAGGCACAGAACCAUUCAUCAGAAUUGUUCUGGCCACCUUCUGUUCAUUCAGAACAGAAGGCUUAUCGUGUGGCGUUUGUUCAAGAUCAAUCUUGGCAUUGUUCUUGGAAGGAUUUAUCAGGUUCUUUGAGUUUUCAACCCCAUACUCGCAUCAGAUAUAUAUGUAAAGAUUAACAUAUGUAAAGACCUGAAGAAAACUCAACUUUGAGUCAAGUUUUGAAGUGCUACUCAAUUUCUUCAAUCUUUGAAAGUAUUGUUUUGUAGGCUUUGAAUCAGAAACAAAAUUUAAUAUUUUUGCUGUUGAAAAUUCUGUGAGAAAUUGAAAAUUGGUGGCUAAUUUGAAGAAAUCAAACAUACCCAGUUUAUAAUAUCUUUGUUGUUGAUAAUAUCUUUGUUGUUUAAUCUCUCUUUAUGGUUGUUUUAGUGUAUAAUUUAUUGAUUGAGUCAUUACUCAGUAGUAGUUAUUUUUUCCUAACACAAACCACUAAUCAAAACAUUAUAAACACAUUAAACCCAAGUUUUCUCUCCUCCAUUAGUUUCAACAACUGCAAACCUCUCCCCAAUUCACCAACCUUUUACAGAUGCCUGUAUUGCCUUACAAUAAACACAUUUUUGCACCCAAAUGCCGGAAUUCAAAGCAUCAUCAAACAAAUUAAGAACCAUAUGAAAUUGAAGGGUAUAAAUCAAGCACUCAAUCAAUUUAUUGAAAGCUUCAUUAAAGGAUCAGAAAAGAGUUUUCAAAUUUCUGUUUUGAGGUUAUUUGUAUAUAGCUAAAGUUCAGUUUUAGCUUCUAAGCUACAAUUGACAUUUGGUAUAUCUUCAUUUUGUAGAUAAAUUGCUUCAUAGUGGCUAGAAUGCAUGAUUCUUUUUUUUCGUGAAAGUUCUUUUGUAUAUGGAUUCCUUUCUAAUAAUUGAUCUCUCUAUUACUUAUCACUCCUGCUGUCUCAAAUGACUUGCUCCAUUUUCUUUUGGAACAAUGUUUAAGGGAGGGAAGUGAAUAAGAGUGGGUGAAUGGAGGCGAACUUCUAAGGUAAAGUUUUCCAAAAAGAUGUAUAUAAAAAUUUAAUUGGAACUCCGAGAAAAGAAAUAUGUAGCAAGAUUUUUGUAGAAAAACGAGCUAAAGAAAAGAGGUCAGUUCUCUGGGUUGAAUAUUAGCGAGAAAAUCCUGUGGUAUUUGUCCUGUAAAUAUUUGGUAAUGGAGAUGCUUAUCUUGUAUUGAGCAUUUGAAGCUGAAAGUUUUAGUGUUCAUAUUCCCAUAUGUAUUGAAGGUAAGUUUAAGGUAAACCAAAGAUUGAAGUAAAUGACCCAUGCAUUCAUAUAAGGUGGUCUACUUAAGACCAGACUGAGUUUUGUGUGGUCUGUGUAUGUCUUUGACUAGACUGUCAUAUAUGCCUGGUGAUUAACUCUUAUUUGCUGGAUUCUUUUUAUUUGUUUGUUGGUUGUCUUUUUUUUCCUCCUUGGUUUUGGGACUGAUGUUGUAGCGCAACUGAUGGAAAGUUCAUAAAUGAAAUGGGAUGGAGAUCUUUUUAUUGCUAGACCUUUCAAUUCUAUACCCACAAAUUUUCAAGGUCAGCAAUUUAUCCCUGUUCAAGCUGGGAAUUCUUCGAAUUGCUCGUCUUCGUGUUCUGAUGUUCUUUCUGAUUUGUUGAAAAUGAAAAUUCUUCUAAAUUAAGGUUGAAGAAAAUUGGUUUGUAAUUUGUGUUAAUUUUUUAUGUAAUUGGUUUAUAAUUGGUUUUCAUGGGUUUUCCAACUUGAAAUGAACAUUCUUCAAAGUUGGUCAUUUAGCUUAAUUUGG
Molecule: messenger RNA, 3960 nt
Organism: Amaranthus tricolor (Joseph's coat)
Lineage: Eukaryota; Viridiplantae; Streptophyta; Magnoliopsida; Caryophyllales; Amaranthaceae
Exons: 3
Coding region: 131-1303 (390 amino acids)
Source: RefSeq, a predicted model, not a curated record